Acipenser ruthenus (sterlet) is the source of this 1934-nucleotide messenger RNA. RefSeq names its product sonic hedgehog protein-like. Gene Ontology annotation, biological process: protein autoprocessing; cell fate specification; cell-cell signaling. Gene Ontology annotation, molecular function: calcium ion binding; patched binding. The transcript has 3 exons. The record is from RefSeq and is a predicted model, not a curated record. Lineage: Eukaryota; Metazoa; Chordata; Actinopteri; Acipenseriformes; Acipenseridae. Bases 334 to 1602 code for a protein of 422 amino acids.
AAAGGCAGAGUCUUCUCACUAGCGCCUGCCUACCAUUCCAUUCAGACCCCUUUUUACCUUCUGCUCGCUACAACGACCCGAUGUGUUCCGUUAUCAAGGACCUGAAGCCUGUCAUUUCCGCACCUGCCUCGAUAGGGAUAGGUGGAUAGUAACAGAACGAGAAGAGAGACAAGGACAUAGCACGAGAAAGAGAGCGAGAGAGAGAGCGAGAGAGCGAGAGAGAGAGAGAGAGAGGUAGAGAGAGAGAGAGAGAGAGAGAGAGAGAGAGAGAGAGAGAGCUAUCUAGAGAACCAGAGAUAGACACUGAGGCUUCAAGUACAAUAAUUAGGUUCAAUGGACGAAAUGCUGCUGUUGACAAGAAUAACGCUUGUGUGCUUGAUCUGCUGCUCUUUGGUGUCCUCUGGGCUGGCUUGUGGGCCAGGCAGGGGCUAUGGAAGGAGAAGGCACCCGAAGAAGCUGACUCCUUUAGCCUACAAGCAGUUCAUCCCCAAUGUGGCCGAGAAGACCCUUGGGGCCAGUGGCAGAUAUGAAGGGAAGAUCACCAGAAACUCCGAGAGGUUUAAGGAGCUGACUCCCAACUACAAUCCUGACAUUAUCUUUAAGGAUGAAGAGAACACUGGGGCUGACAGGCUCAUGACACAGAGAUGCAAAGACAAGCUGAAUUCUCUCGCCAUUUCAGUGAUGAACCAGUGGCCAGGGGUAAAGCUGAGGGUCACGGAAGGUUGGGACGAGGAUGGGCACCAUUCUGAAGAAUCGCUUCACUAUGAGGGGAGAUCUGUGGACAUUACUACCUCUGACAGAGACAGGAGCAAGUAUGGCAUGCUAGCCAGGCUGGCAGUGGAGGCUGGAUUCGACUGGGUCUACUACGAAUCGAAAGCCCAUAUCCAUUGCUCUGUUAAAGCAGAAAACUCUGUCGCUGCUAAAUCUGGAGGCUGUUUCCCAGGGUCAGCCUCGGUGAUUCUGCACGAUGGAAGAAACAAGUUGAUCAAAGAUCUCAAUCCGGGAGAUAAAGUGCUGGCCGCCGAUGAGCAAGGGGACCUAGUCUUCAGUGACUUUAUGAUGUUCAUAGACAAAGACCCCGAGUCCAGAAGAGUUUUCUACGUGAUUGAAACGGAGGAGCCCCACAAGCAGAUCGCCCUCACUGCAGCGCACCUCCUCUUUGUUGCCGACAGCAACGCCACCGCUGGUUUUCAUUCCAUCAAAGCAGCAUUUGCUAGCAAAGUUAAACCCGGCCAGAGGGUGUUCAUAAAUGAAGGCGUCGGCAGCCAAGUGAAACCUGUCGCGGUGAAAAGGAUUUAUUUGGAAGAGUAUGAAGGUUCCUUUGCCCCGGUCACCGCCCAGGGAACCAUUGUGGUCGACCAGGUAUUGGCCUCUUGCUAUGCUGUAAUCGAAGAGCACAGAUGGGCUCACUGGGCCUUUGCACCUGUAAGACUCUCCUAUGGGGUCGCGUCUUUGUUGUUUUCUAAAGACAAUUUACUCACCAACAGCACCGUGCAAGACGACGGUGUCCACUGGUAUUCCAACGCACUGUACCAACUAGGGACUUGGGUCUUGGAUAAGGGCUCGUUUCACCCACUUGGGAUGUCAAUAAACUCUAGUUGAAAUAGCUCAAUAAAAAAACAAACAUGAAAAAUAAAACAGAAAAAAGCGAACUAAGACUUUUAUUUAGAAAAAAAAACACGAACAUAGAACUAAAGAUACCCCAAGAAGUUCUGGAAUAUUUAUUUCAUUGACAUUUACAGUGUCUUUAAAAAACAAAGAAUAAAUGGGCCUUCGAGCGCCUUAAACGUAUCUUUGAAUAAUUAAUUCUCAUGUGAACGGUUGCUGGUACCAAAUGAAAGGAUUUCAGUGUUGUGAGACCAGGCCGGUGUGCGGAAUCUAUUUUUCUAUAUAUCAAACAAACAAACAAACAAAACAAAACAAAACAAAACAAA